AUGAGCGGCUCAGAUGCGGGGCUGGAGGAGGAGCCAGAGCUCAGCAUCACCCUCACACUGCGGAUGCUGAUGCAUGGGAAAGAAGUGGGCAGCAUAAUUGGGAAGAAAGGAGAGACUGUAAAGCGAAUCCGGGAACAGAGCAGCGCCCGGAUCACCAUCUCUGAGGGCUCCUGCCCUGAGCGCAUCACUACCAUCACCGGAUCUACAGCAGCCGUCUUCCAUGCAGUCUCCAUGAUUGCCUUCAAGCUGGACGAGGACCUCUGCACUGCUCCUGCAAACGGGGGGAAUGUCUCCAGACCUCCAGUGACCCUGCGCCUUGUCAUCCCUGCAAGCCAGUGUGGCUCACUGAUUGGGAAGGCUGGCACCAAGAUCAAGGAGAUCCGAGAGACUACAGGUGCCCAGGUGCAGGUGGCAGGGGACCUGCUCCCCAACUCCACAGAGCGUGCUGUCACCGUCUCUGGGGUGCCUGAUGCCAUCAUCUUGUGUGUGCGCCAGAUCUGUGCUGUCAUCCUGGAGUCCCCGCCCAAAGGAGCCACUAUCCCAUAUCAUCCAAGCCUCUCCUUAGGUACUGUCCUUCUCUCCGCCAACCAGGGCUUCUCCGUCCAGGGUCAGUAUGGGGCUGUGACCUCAGCUGAGGUCACCAAGCUCCAGCAGCUCUCGGGCCACGCAGUCCCCUUUGCCUCACCCAGCAUGGUGCCAGGACUGGAUCCUGGCACACAGACCAGCUCACAGGAGUUCUUGGUUCCCAACGACCUGAUUGGUUGCGUGAUUGGGCGCCAGGGCAGCAAGAUCAGCGAGAUCCGGCAGAUGUCAGGGGCACAUAUCAAGAUCGGGAACCAAGCAGAGGGCGCUGGUGAGCGGCACGUGACCAUCACUGGUUCACCAGUGUCCAUCGCCCUGGCCCAGUACCUCAUCACUGCCUGUCUAGAAACGGCCAAGUCUACCUCUGGGGGGACACCCGGCUCGGCCCCCACAGACCUGCCUGCCCCCUUCUCGCCACCCCUGACGGCCCUGCCCACCGCUCCCCCAGGCCUGCUGGGCACGCCCUAUGCCAUCUCCCUCUCCAACUUCAUCGGCCUCAAGCCUGUACCCUUCUUGGCUCUACCACCUGCCUCCCCAGGGCCGCCGCCGGGCUUGGCGGCCUACACUGCCAAGAUGGCAGCGGCCAAUGGGAGCAAGAAAGCUGAGCGGCAGAAAUUCUCCCCCUACUGA
Messenger RNA from Lipotes vexillifer (Yangtze River dolphin), 1212 nucleotides. It is a transcript of the gene PCBP4, whose product is annotated as poly(rC) binding protein 4. Gene Ontology annotation, molecular function: RNA binding. The transcript has 12 exons. The record is from RefSeq and is a predicted model, not a curated record. Bases 1 to 1212 code for a protein of 403 amino acids. Lineage: Eukaryota; Metazoa; Chordata; Mammalia; Artiodactyla; Lipotidae.